This is a messenger RNA of Fusarium vanettenii 77-13-4, 1248 nucleotides long. RefSeq lists its product as uncharacterized. NCBI's taxonomy places the organism in Eukaryota, Fungi, Ascomycota, Sordariomycetes, Hypocreales, Nectriaceae. The transcript has a single exon. The record is from RefSeq and is a predicted model, not a curated record. Bases 93 to 992 code for a protein of 299 amino acids.
AAACGAAACACUGACGUAUCUUUUUCCUCCAUCUCAUCCAACCAUCGACUUUUACCCACAGCAACAAAGCAAAAAGAUCUGAAAAAUCUGAAAUGUCAAAUUAUUACGAGUACGAAGAGUACGCUUCUCGUCGUCGCCGCGACUUUUCACCUGACAACUACUCGGGUGGCGCCCCGGCUCCCAACCCCAACAACCCAGGCGCUCAAGGUCAGGGACCCCCUCCUCCUCCAGGAGCUCCCCCUUACGCCUCGACUUCACGCCUCGAUGAGCAGUACGGCGCUGGUCCUCCCCGCGAUCGCAUGACCCUUGAGCCUCCCCCGAAUCAGGCCCGUACCCGCUCCGUCCCUCCUCCCAAUACCACAAUGAUCCGGCGAUCCCGUUCCCGCUCCCGCCCUGGCUCCGUUACCUCCUCCCAAGAAGACUAUGACGACGACCGUCGUCGCGACAGCCGUUCUCGCGGGCGUGGGCGCUCGCAGAGUCCUCUCUCCCGUGCUCGUGGCGCUGUUGAAGAUAACUUCUCCAACUCGGCCACUGGCAUCGGAGCUGGUCUCCUCGGCGCUGUCGUAGGUGGCCUCGUCGCCCGGGAGGCUUCUGAUGCGGCUACCCGUCACAAGCACAAGACACGAGGAUACGAUGACGAUAAUGAGAAUCGUACUCGUCUUGUUUCUACCAUCCUCGGUGCCGUGGCCGGUGGUCUCGGCGCCAAUGCCCUCGCCAACCGUGUCGAGGACUCGAGGGACCGAGACCGUCGUCGCCAGCUCGACUGGGAACGUGAGCGCAGCUACGUGCGGGAGGAGGAGAUGCCGCGGUACGAUCGCCGGAGAUCUGGCGACAGGGAUCGUGAUUCCCGCAGCCGUGACCGGUAUGAUCGCGGCAGAGCGCUACCCGCAAACGAUGACGAAGAGUAUGACUUUGUCUAUGACGACCCCCGCUACGACGACCGACAGCCCCAGCGGCGCAGGAGUGAGGACGCUCCGCGGUACCGGCAAUAGUUUCUCUCUCUUGUAUCCUCUCCUUUUGCCACGUUGACGGGCUCUUUCUUUUAACGACUACUUAUGACUCUACGGCUGAUUGUUAACCAUCCAAUGUUAAAACUAUUUCAAAUCUCUUGGUUGGGUAACUAGAACAGUUCCCUCCCUCUAAGGACACACGGAGAAUACGUUUACUUGAAGAACAUCUAAUGAGGAAUGAUUUGAUGCUAUCUACAUACCUGUACUUUAUCUUUUGAAUUGAUACGUUAUUCCGCGA